Molecule: messenger RNA, 3738 nt
Organism: Trypanosoma theileri
Lineage: Eukaryota; Euglenozoa; Kinetoplastea; Trypanosomatida; Trypanosomatidae
Exons: 1
Coding region: 1-3738 (1245 amino acids)
Source: RefSeq, a predicted model, not a curated record
AUGCACACCCAUUCCUUAUUGGGUCCACCCCGUGAUGAUUACGUUUUCCCCACCGACGGCUCCGAACACAUUCACGCCGAUCCCUUCAGCGGCCCUUCGCGGCAUCACCGCACAAGCACAUCCACCACAGCACCACCAGUCACUCACUGUCCACGGGCAUGGCGUUGUUUGGCACUCGGCUGUUUUCACGAGGCAUUUCAGUUAAGUGAAGUCAAUAAUGAUGUUAUUUGCAUGGCAGCAUCUCUUAUUAUGUAUGGAGAAACAAAACAGGCUAUAAAGACUAUGGAGGCUUACAUUAUCGCAUCUUGUGUAGUCGCACAUGAAAGAUAUUUAAAGCCAAAUCAAACAGAAGAUCACUUUCUUCUUCGUACAAGUGAAGUCAUGGCAAGUUGGAUGUCGAGUCCUAAAAUAGCUUCUAAAGUUAUUGGAAAAAGUGCUCGAGCUAAUGAUGAGGAGUAUAGAAGAGCUGUAAUGGAUACUUGUGAAACUAUUAAUUGGGAUAGCAUUCACCGUUGGUUUAUUAUUGCACUCUUCUUAUAUGAUGAUGAUUAUAAACCACCAGAAGUUGCAUGGUUUCGUUACUACUUUGCUCUUUUUAAACAAGGAUGUCCAUUAUUACAUAAUAAUGUUGGUUCUUCCGCACAUCUUAAGAAAGUUCGUCCACAAGAACGAGCUUCACCGAUUCAAUUAUUAUCUUGUAGUGAUGUAGAAGAUAUUCUUCUUUCCCAGUGUGGAAUAGGAGAAGCUGCUUUUAUUUCUGCCGUUACUGCAUGGAAAACACAUCAUUACCGUAGUGCUAUUACAGCUGCAACAGAUUUUUUAAGUUUAGAAGAAACUGGAUAUGAAAUUACAGAUCCCAACUUGCGAAUUAUGGCGUAUUUUAUUCGUUGUAUGUCUUUUAUUGCAUUAGGUGAACGAGUUUUCGCAUCUCAUGAUGCCGUUUUUCUCUUACGUGACGAAGAUGAGUUUACUUCAGCUGUAGGUGCUAGUUUAACUGCAUUUCUUAUGCCAUUACCAGAAUCUCUGGAUGUAAUUAAAAAUUAUGAAGGACCUUCUUCACAGAGACGUUACGCUUACGCAUUAUGUGAGUAUAUUCAUGCUUUAACACUUGUUCAACUUGGUUCUAUGGAGUCUGCAGUAAAAAUUAUUCAAAACACUUUAAAUAACACAACGGAUGAUAUGGGAGAACUUCUUUUAGAUUUACUCGUUAUUGCCUGUACGGCAUUAGAAGAUUCUAAAACACUUCUUAAUAUACAAUUAUCACCAGAAAGACAACUUUAUCUUGCCAUGGCUCCAGUCUUUUAUGGUGGUUUUGGAAGUGAUUGUGCCAAGUUGCGUACACACACACCAGCAGGACGAUUAUUAUAUCCAAAAGAAGUUCCUACAUAUGCUUCUUUACGUCAAAUGCUUCCUUUUUAUAUGAACCGAGCCCAUCAUCAAUUUGCUCAUCAUAAAUAUAUAGAUGCAUGGGAAAAUGUUUCCUUAGCUGUUGCCUGUGCAGAAGAAAUUAUUGGUUCUGUAGAAUUUGCCUUUACGGAAUGUUCUCCAUUAAAUGUAUAUUACUUUGGUUGUUGUGUUGGAGCAGAAGUAUUAAAUACUUUAUUAGAAGUAAUGACGGCAAAAGAUGCGGUGGCACGGGCGAGUACAAAUCACAUGACGGUUACUUUACUCACACAAGAAGGUGAUAUUCUCGGUGAAGAAGUAUUACGAAAGUGUGGGGAGUGGGCUCAACGGAUUAGACAAUUUCAUCCAAAUGUACGAUUAGGAAGUAUUGUCCUUGCUCAAUAUCGUACAAUUAGUCGAGCAAAGAAUUUUAUUAGUCGAGCGAUUUGUCUUGCCCAACGUUAUCCACGUAGUGUGUUAGCUCAAAAUUGUUUAACACUAGCUUUAUAUGCUAAUCAUCAUAUUCCAGAAGCAGUUGAUCAGGCGGCAAAAACACUUCAAACAUUUCCACAUUCUCGUGAAGUGGUUGCUGUUCAUCGUGCGAUUGUACAAAAGGAUGGUGUGUAUGUAUUUAACUAUCGUACACUUUUUCCUGUACGUUAUGCUCCUGGAUCUCAACGUGUUUGGACAAAAAGGAUGAUUUUAGUUAUUAUAUUACUUUUUAUAAACUUUAUUAUAUACGUAUUAACAUUACUGGUGAAUAUGUCUAAUUGGGUUGUUUAUCCUGAACCUAUAAAAGAAAUUGCUGUACGUCUACAACUUCCUUCGUUAUUUCCACUUUUCUAUGCUGUAUUGGUUAUUGUAUAUGCGAUAAUGGCUGCUAUUUCACCUCGAAAUCUUGUACGUACAAUGAUGCAUGAUUUGUUCUUUACCAGCACACGAUUGAAUUGUUUCCUCUUUCCAAUGCGAGGAUUAGCUUUUGUAAAUACAUUUAAUGCUUUACAAAUUACUAUUGCUGGUAAUAAUUUUCUUUUCGAAUCUCAUUGGUAUACCUUUCUACUCUAUGUUAUUCUAACCUGUCUCUUUGUUCCCUUUACAUCACGAGUUUGGUUUCUCUCUUCAAUGGAUGAACCAAAGGUUGGAGUGUGGUCGUGGUUGACAUUAUAUGCUAUUGACAUUGUAACAGGUCUCAUUCUUUUGGUUCCUCAUAUUAUUUUAUUUGCAAUUGAACCAUUAUCAUUUAUUGCCUUUUUCUUUUUUCAACCUAUUCGUCGACCAGAGGAAAAUGAUGAGAUAAGUGGACAUGUGGGAAAACGAUUAAUUCUACAUCAAGCAUGUCUUGAAAAGAUGUCAUCAAGACAUUUUACAGGAUCUGGAUCAAGAUUUAUUCAUAUACGUCUGAUGUCUUUAUUAUAUUAUAAAACACAUCCUGAUCUUACCACUAGAUUUCUUUUAAGAUCUCAAAUUGAUGAGGAAAAUUACCGUAUAUUUCCACUUAUUGAUGUAUAUGAACGUAUACCUACAGAACCUGUGGAUGCGGAUAUGCUUGAUACUAGAUUAGCUCAACGACGAAAUGCCUCUAUUCAUUUAUUUUCUACUUUACGUACAGUACGAAGUGAAAGUGAAACUGGAGAAAGUUAUAAAGAUUUAUUGGCAUCAAGAAGACACUUACGAAGACUUACCGCAGUGGAUGUCUGUGAUGAUGAUGAUGAUACAAAUAAUGAAGAUUAUACUGAAAUGUCAGAAGAUGGACAUUCAGAUGGUAAUAAUAAUAAUAAUAAUAAAUCUAAUGGAAGGGGAAAGAGAAGGAAGAAGGGACGUACGGACUCUUCAACUCCCACAAUAGAUUUAGAUGCGGCUCGGGAUGGUGAUACGAAUAAGAUGACAAGAAGAAGAAGUCGUCUCACUUCACUGGGUAAAUCCCCGGUACUUGAUAUGGAAUCUAAACAAAGAAAAGAAACUCUACGUCCUACUGCUAUUGCUCUUGCUGCUCUUAAUAAAAGUAAGAAUACCAGUCAUGAUAAUGAUGAUAAGGAUAAUAAAGAAACCCGUUCAGAAGCUGGGGAACACACAGAUCAGAAUACUCCACAGGAGUUGUGUAGGGAACAGAGGAAUGCUGGUCCGUCGGAAUUGUUGGAUACUUCCUGUGAUAGAGUAGUGAUGCCUGGUAAUGAAAGAUGUUUGCGAAAUCGUCAUAUUGAUAUGCGAUUACGUCUUUCUGAACUUGCUGAAACCAUUCGGGAGGAACUCUUAACACAAUCUUCCAAUCCUUUAAAUGCCAAUACCGGUCUUCCGGAGAGAACUGGUGGUACAUAUCCUCGAAGGGGUAUGGAUGGUUCAGAUAGUAAUUUUUAA